Molecule: messenger RNA, 1077 nt
Organism: Aspergillus wentii DTO 134E9
Lineage: Eukaryota; Fungi; Ascomycota; Eurotiomycetes; Eurotiales; Aspergillaceae
Product: NAD-dependent epimerase/dehydratase family protein
Exons: 4
Coding region: 1-1077 (358 amino acids)
Source: RefSeq, a predicted model, not a curated record
AUGGCAUCCCGUUCAUUGCUUAUCACCGGUGUCUCCGGGUACAUAGGAGGCACCGUUUUGUCCGCUAUUCUCGAAAGCGAAGAUAUCUGGGCUAAGCAGCUCCAGAUCUCAGCACUCGUGCGAAACGAAGCACAAGCUACCACUGUGAAGAACCUCGGGGUUACGCCCCUGUUAUUCUCCAGCUUCGAUGAGCGGGAGGUGCUGGAAAAGCUGGGCGAGGAGUUUGACAUCAUCAUCCAUGCCGGAGCGGGCUGGCAUACACCGUCUGCAAAAGCGCUCAUCACAGGCCAAGGAGCACGCCGCACAAGAACCAACCAGCCCGUGCAUUAUAUUCAAAUGUCCGGGACGUCUAACUUGAGCGAUCGCCCUUAUUCGGAGGGGUACAUUGAUCCGCAUGUAUUCUCCGACGAGGAAGACAUUUUCUCAUUUGAAAAGUAUCGCGAGUCUCGCGAAGUCUACAUCCAACGGACGACGGAUAUCGCCGUGGUCGAGACCAGCGCGGCACUCGGUGUGACGACGUAUAUUGUCAUGGCGCCGACCAUCUUCGGGCUCGGCACGGGGCCUUUCAACCGCUACUCCAUGCAGCUGCCUGCCAUGAUUGCGGAUGCGCUGAAGACUGGAAUCUGCAGUGUCGUUGCCGAGGGGAAGACGGUCUGGAGCCAUGUCCAUAUCAGGGAUUUGGCGGGUCUGCAUCUGACCUUGCUGCGGAAUAUUUGCGCAAAUGUGACGAUUCCGUCUGGUCGGAAGGGGAUUUAUUUCUGCGAAACGGGCGAGCAUUCGUACCGUGAAUUUGCCGAGAGUUUGGCCCACACAGGCCAUGAGAUGGGGGUCUUUCCAACGCGGGAAGUGAAGCGAAUUACUGUCCAGGAGGCAGCUGAUAAAUGGCUCUAUGGCAGUGCCUCUAGUGCCGAGCUUGCGUUUGCAUCCAACUGUCGUACUAAAGCUGCUCUUGCCCGCAAGCUGGGAUGGACGCCCUUGUAUGGUGGGGAAUGGGAGAGCACUUUUCGCACCGAGCUGAGCGAGUUCAUCAAGAAUCCCCCAGCCGGCCGAGAGACCCCUAAGUUUCUGGAGAAAUAA